GUGAAUGAGAAUGCUGACAUUGUAGCAUGGUCGACGGCCCAGCAAUGGGUUUUCGCGCAUACCUCUUUGCUUUCGGCUGAAGCACACACCGACACAAGCUCAUAAGCACACACAAGUGAGCAAAAAAUAUUAGCAUUGGCCUAACCACCAUCGUGGCCUGUUGUUGUUAGCUUUAAUAACUUCUUCUGGUGAUGCCGCCGCCGCCGUCGCUUUCAUGCUGUGAGUUCUCGUUCGGCUUGAGCAGCAGCAGCAGUUCAUUGCAACAACAGUCGCACUCAUUCAUUGAACACGUUCAGUUGUUGAACGCUCGAUUGCGCGGUUGAUACCCACCAGAUUGACGUGCGCGUGCAGUGGCUAUACUUACGUGUGUGUGUUGAGGUUUGUGGCGCAAAUUCAUAGAAUAAGUAAUUUUUAAGGAUUUUGUGCUAUAUUUUAGUGGUGCUUAGGAAAAAAGUUAAAUAAAAAACGUUUUGAAAAAGAUUAUUGGAUGGUCAAAAAUUCAGUGCAACCGGAUUUUCGGCAGUGAUUUAUUUUAGUACAGUUUAAUAGUGCAACAAAAGCAUAUCCCCAUUGCAACAUCCACCGAUUUAGUGGCGGGAAAGUGCUUAAAAGCAGCUGCAGUGAAAAACAAUAACAAAGCAAAGAUUUCCACGUAAACACACACAACUGCAUAUAUUUUAUACACAUAAGCAAACCUACGUCAUAAAUCAGCAAAAAGUAAUACCAAACAACAGCUAAACAGCUGCCUCUGCAAAAUUUCUAAUUGUUUAGCAUAAACCAAUUAACGACUUAAUAGUCGAAAUAAUUACACACAUAAGACACACACAAACAUGGAGACUGAAUCGCUUAAUCGGAAAAAUUCCUCACGGAAAAGUUCGGUAAUCAAUGGUAAUGGCGAUGCGCCGACAAAGGUGACGACGGAAGGCGAGGCCGGCGGCGGUGGCGGCGGCGGAGAGGUGACUUUAAAGGCGAAAAUGAGUUUGAUUAACGGCUGUACUGUCAUCGUCGGUUCAAUCAUCGGCUCCGGCAUCUUCGUGUCGCCCACCGGCGUACUGCGCUAUACCGGAAGUGUGAAUUUGUCGCUGAUCGUGUGGGUAAUUUCCGGCCUCUUUUCAAUGGUCGGCGCUUACUGCUAUGCUGAGUUGGGCACAAUGAUCACUAAGUCUGGUGCAGAUUAUGCCUACAUCAUGGAGACAUUCGGUCCCUUCAUGGCCUUCAUACGUCUGUGGAUCGAGUGUAUGAUUGUGCGUCCCUGCUCACAGGCGAUUGUGGCGCUCACUUUCAGUGUGUAUGUGAUGAAACCGUUCUUUCCGGAUUGCCAGCCACCAGAUGAUUCAGCGCGCAUGUUGGCCGUGUGUUGCAUAUUGGUGCUAACUUUCGUUAACUGCUGGGACGUUAAAUGGGCCACCGCUGUGCAGGACAUCUUCACAUAUGCGAAGCUAUUGGCGCUCUUCAUCAUCAUCGCCACCGGCGUGUAUCAAUUGUACUUGGGCAAAUUGGAAUAUUUUACAUUCGAGAAUACGGACACAAAAGUGACAUCGCUAGCGCUGUCCUUCUAUUCCGGUUUGUUUGCUUACAAUGGUUGGAAUUACUUGAACUUUAUUAUUGAAGAACUGAAGGACCCGGUAAAGAAUUUGCCACGCGCAAUCGCCAUAUCCUGUACUCUGGUCACAAUUGUCUAUGUUAUGGCCAACGUUGCCUUCUAUACCGUUCUGUCGCCAGAAGAGGUUCUCGGUUCGGCCGCUGUGGCGGUGACGUAUGCGGAGCGCGCAUUCGGCAUAUUUGCGUGGACGGUACCAGUUUUCGUUGCUCUGUCUACCUUCGGUGCCGUGAAUGGUAUUUUGCUUACCUCCUCUCGUUUGUUCUACGCUGGCGCCAAUGAAGGUCAAAUGCCGGAAAUCUUAACAAUGAUUCAGAUACAACGAUUUACGCCCACACCUGCUGUGCUGAUAAUGGCGCUGCUGUCGAUGUUGUACCUCACAGUCUCUGAUAUUUUCGCGCUUAUCAAUUAUGUGGGCUUUGCCACUUGGUUGAGCAUAGGCGUUUCUGUUCUCUGUCUUCCCUGGUUGCGUUAUGCUCAACCCAAUUUGCCACGCCCCAUACGCGUACCGCUCGUUUUUCCCGUUAUUUAUCUACUCGCCACCAUUUUUGUCACCGUUGUGCCCAUGUACGCUAGCCCUGUGGAAACCGGUUAUGGCAUCCUAAUGAUUUUGAGCAGCAUACCUGUCUAUUUGGUGUUCAUCGCGUGGAAAAACAAACCGAUUUGGUUCCAGAAAACAAUGGUGAGCCUCACACGUUUCCUACAGAAGACGCUAAUGGUAGUCGGCAAAAGUAAACCAGCUCAGGUGUAAAUGUCAUAACCAUGGAUUCAUUGCAUUAAAUACACACAUAUAUACUACAUAUGCAUAAUAUAUAUAUACAUAAACCGUGCAGUCAUGUACGAUUUCUUACAAGGCAUUUAAGAAUUUAUAUAAUGUAGGCUCUCAGUGUAGUGAUUACCUAUAUGAAUAAUAUAAUUUUUAAACAGGAAUGAUGCAAAGCAGAAAGAACUAUUAAAAAGCUUUUGUGAAAUUAAGCUCCGUUAUACAAUAAUCUUAAGUACUUUAAGAUGGCUAAAAGAUAUAAAAAUUUGUUUGAAAUGGAAAAAUAUGCAUAAACUGUUAUUCGAACUUUUGGAGGGGACCACCACCAAAAAAAAAUAAAACCAGUGAUUUUUGAAUAAAAAAGAAUAAUAAAAAGUAAUAAUGAUAGUGUUCACGUACAUUUUUAAUAAAUUAGUUUUUUCAGUGACUCCAUAGAGAAAGCUUUCAUGCUGGAAAACCGAAUUAAAUAACAUAUAAUUUUUAAGCAAACAUUUCAAUAUGCUGUGAAUAUCCCUAAUACAAUGAAAUAGUCCAGUGCUGCUCAUUGCAUGCUUAAUAUUUAAUUUAAGAGAUUUUUAGCGCAGAGCCACUAAUAAUUAAGUAUUUUUUUAAUGGAAAUAGUAGUAAUGUAAGCUGAAGGAUUUUAGGAGCAUAUUAAAUGCAUAUUAAAUGUGGUAUUGAUGCUUCAAAUAUACCCGAAAUAAUAUGGAAUUACUCUAAACAUUUUGAUCCAGCUCCGCAUGUCCAAGCUUAAAGCUUUUAAAGUUAAACUCUCGAGAAGGGAAGCAGUACAAAUAAAAAAACUGGAGAUUUAAAACUCAUAUUUCAGUAUAUAUGAAUAUACCUAAUUUAUAUAUUAAGCGAUUUGCUUUUAACUAUCUCAAAUAAAAAUAUAUAUAAACUUUGAUAUGUUUUUCUUUAAGUUAAAGCUAUUUAAAUUUAAGUUAAGCUUUUUUAAACAUUUUAAUGCAACCAUUUUUCAAAAGCAAAAUUAAUUUUCACAUAUGAAAAAAACUUUUUUGUAAAAUAAAGUUAAUAAUUUCAUCAUAUGGUUUUAUUUUGUAAUUAUUUUAAAAUUAAAAGAUAACGCAGAGAAAAGUGUAUUAUACGAUUUCAUUAUUCAUAAUAAUGUUUUGGUCAUCACGCCUACGAACGGUUUUGUUGAACCUACUAAAAAAGCGUCACGGAAUAAGCGCGCCACAAGCAUUAAAUUAAGCUACGAAGGUGGUAGAGAAGGGUUUUAUACGUUCGGGUGUAAAAAUUCUCAAAAGGGGCAUGGUAGCGCCCACCUUUAGGUGAAAUUGUAUAUUACAGGAUCUACUAGAACGAAUCUGAAAUUCAGAAAGAAUCUCUUUCUAAUAACAGUUUAUUUUCUAACCCAACGUGAAUGAAAUCAGGGCAAUACUGGCCCUGGGCCCAUAUAGCUUAUAUUCGGAUUUUCAAACAUCCGCUUAACUUUAUGCCUUAUAUAAUAUAUUGGUCAAUCAGAGAGGUUUCUUAAUUUGCAAAUUGCGAGUGUAUGAAAUUUACGGUUACACCCGAACUCAACCCUUCCUUACGUGUUACUAUUACUAUUUUUCUCCAAAAUAGUAUUUACCGAAAUUUUUAGGAUUUCAGCGGCUGCCAAAUUUUCUUAAAGAUCUUUGAGUCCUCACUUGAAUCAUAUAUAAAAUCAGUUUGCAAAUUAACCAAAACAGCACCUGUAAAUUUGAGUUUGACAAUUUUUUUAUAAUUUUAUUAUUAUAUACAUAUGCAAUUUCUUUUAGAGAAGAUAAUAUUCGUAGCGACGAGUUUCUUUUUAACUUUUCAUUGAAUUUUUACAAGUAAUUUGAAUAUUUUAAUAAAAAUAACACAUAUAUAAAAAAGAAGUUUAUUUAAUUUUUUUAAUUUUUGCUUACUUAAUUGAUAAGCUUUAAAGAUUAUAUAUUCAAAUAUGUUUGACGAUUUUAAAAAUGAGUCUUUGAUGCAUCCUGUUUAAUAAUUAGCGGAGUCAGAUAUUUUUAAAAUUGAAAGGUAAAAAUAAUAUUUCGGAAUAUUUAACAAAAAAGUUUAUAACAAAAAAAAGUAUGUAACAAAUGUAUGCCAGUUAGAACAAAACGUUUGCUUAAAACAUACAAUAGGUAUAUAUAUAAUUUUUUUGAUUUUUUAUAUAUUUUUCAAAUGUUUCAUAAUUCAAGAAAUUAAAAAAGUUAAUUAUAAAAAAUACGUUCGAAAUAUAUAUAAUAUGUAUGUUGUUAAAAAAAUAUGUUUCUCAAUUUUUCAAAAUAAUUUAAUUAGACCUUAAUAAACAAAAACCACGAUACAACUUUUUAGUAUACCUAUUUGCGACUAAUUACAUUUGGUUUCACAUACAAUAUGUUAAAAUGUUUAUAAUCUUUUAAUAAUUUGAAAAAUUUACUUAAAAAAUUUAUUAAAUAUAAUUAUUUACACUUUUCAUAUAAUGUAUAUUUUUUUUAAUUUUUAUCAAAACUAAAAGAACUUUUGGGAAACUACUCAUACAUUUUCGAACAGCUGAUUUUAACACGCUUACCUCUAUAUACACACAUACAUGAGUACACACCAACCCAUUUGUGACUGCCAGCAUUAAAUCAGCAAUAAAAGGCAGCCAAAAUUCCAAAAUAAAGUCCAGGUGAUUUAAAAACUUUGAGAAAGAUAUUAGUGUCUACAUAUUUAGUUAUGUGUAUGCUAACAUAUGUAUAUAUAAAACAUAUCUACCAUAGAAAAUUUUGUAGAAAAUCGUUGUAUGAACAACAAACUUUAAAACUAACACAACACUACUGACUACCUGAGCGCUCGAACAAAAAAUUGAAAUCCUCUUAGAGUCUUAAAUUAAUGUUUUCCAUUUGCUAUAGCUGUUCUUUGUUAUGUGUUCCGUUGGUUGCUUCUGUAACUCAGUUAAAACAGCAAAUAAAACACAAGGUCUAAAAUGUUUGGAUUAUUGCAUAACCAGCAGAAAUUAUAUAAGAAAAUAUAAAUAAUAUACAUAGAAACUAAAAAUUUUAAAAAUAUGUAUAAGAAACACUAUGUAACUAAGUAAAUAUAUAACUGUAUAUGUUUGUAUGAUAUUGAAAUACUACCAAAUGCUAAAGAUGUAUUGGAAAAAUUGUUGACAAUAAUAUUAUCAUUACGAUUACAUAAUGUAUAUUAAUAUAUGUUUUUAUGUAUACAAAAUUACUCACUAUUUAGUCAUUGCGCCAUUGCAUGUUUGAAAUUUAAUAAAGUGCUGCAUACACUGUGAGAAAUGAAUGCGAACAAUUAACUUGCAAAACUGAUUUACUGCACACACAUAUACAUAUAUAACAUAUUAUAUAUUAAAUAAUACUGCAUUUUAUUAGAGAAUUGUAUUAAUAGCUGUUAGAAUUCAAUUAAACGUAAAUUUUAUUUGCAGUGUAAAACAGAAAAUGUAAAAAAAAUGUGCUCAAAUUAAUUUCAUUCGCUUACAGCCAGGUGUAAUGGAAUUGAUUUGCCCCAUACUAAAUACAAAUGAAAGAAAAAUAAAUAUAAAUACAUACAUACAUGAUACCAAAGCAAUGAAGACACAGCGAAA
Molecule: messenger RNA, 5910 nt
Organism: Bactrocera oleae (olive fruit fly)
Lineage: Eukaryota; Metazoa; Arthropoda; Insecta; Diptera; Tephritidae
Product: Y+L amino acid transporter 2
Biological process (GO): amino acid transmembrane transport
Cellular component (GO): membrane
Molecular function (GO): L-amino acid transmembrane transporter activity
Source: RefSeq, a predicted model, not a curated record